This is a messenger RNA of Zootoca vivipara (common lizard), 4356 nucleotides long. Lineage: Eukaryota; Metazoa; Chordata; Lepidosauria; Squamata; Lacertidae. The record is from RefSeq and is a predicted model, not a curated record.
UUAGGUCGGCGGCGGCUGGGGCUGAGGAGGAGGAGGAGGCGGCAGCAGAGGGGAGGAAGGAAGGAAGGAGGUGGCGGCGGGGAGAGGGGGAGAAAACAAAACCACCCCGAUAAAAAUAACAGCAGCCCUGUGAGGAAGGCCCGGCCAAGCUGACGGAGCGAGGCCGCCGCCGCCGCCUCCUCUCCCUCCCGUUCGCCGCCGGUGGGCGGGUGGGCGGCAGCCAUGACGCUGGAGUCCAUGAUGGCCUGUUGCCUCAGCGACGAGGUGAAGGAGUCGAAGCGCAUCAACGCCGAGAUCGAGAAGCAGCUGCGGAGGGACAAGCGCGACGCCCGCAGGGAGCUCAAGCUCCUCUUGCUCGGCCAACGCACUCCUGAUCCGGGAAGUGGACGUAGAAAAGGUCUCAUCCUUUGAGCAGCCCUACAUAAGUGCAAUUAAGACAUUGUGGAACGACCCGGGCAUCCAGGAGUGUUAUGACCGGCGGCGAGAAUACCAGCUCUCCGACUCUGCUAAAUACUACCUUACCGACGUGGAUCGUAUCGCCCUGCCAGGGUACCUCCCAACCCAGCAAGACGUCCUGCGGGUCAGAGUCCCGACAACUGGGAUCAUAGAAUACCCCUUUGACUUAGAGAACAUUAUCUUCAGAAUGGUGGAUGUUGGGGGACAGAGGUCAGAACGGAGGAAAUGGAUACACUGCUUUGAAAACGUAACCUCCAUCAUGUUCCUAGUAGCUCUUAGUGAAUAUGACCAAGUUCUGGUGGAGUCCGAUAACGAGAACCGUAUGGAGGAGAGCAAAGCCCUUUUCAGGACCAUCAUCACCUAUCCCUGGUUCCAGAACUCCUCCGUCAUCCUUUUCCUCAACAAGAAGGAUCUGUUGGAAGACAAGAUCAUGUACUCUCAUCUUGUGGAUUAUUUCCCGGAGUUUGAUGGCCCCCAGAGAGACGCCCAGGCGGCUCGGGAGUUCAUCCUCAAGAUGUUUGUGGAUCUAAACCCCGACAGCGACAAAAUCAUCUACUCUCACUUCACAUGUGCCACAGAUACGGAAAACAUUCGGUUUGUCUUUGCUGCUGUCAAGGACACCAUUCUGCAGCUCAACUUGAAGGAAUAUAACCUAGUCUGACCUUGAUUUGCCUGCCCUCUUCUUCCCUACCCCACCCCGCCCACCCCUGCCCCCCUCCCCAGAUAUCCUCGGGAGACCUUUUGUUGUGAAGAAAGUUAAAGACGAGAGAACCCCAUGAAUUUAAACAAAACAAAAAAAUUGUACAGGGGGGGAAGAAUCUUGAUUUUUAAUGAUGUAAUGAUUGCAAAUUGAUCUGUGGAGUGGCAAGGUCUUUGGGGUUUUUUUGUUUUGUUUCAUUUGCUCACUUGUCAUCAUGGAGUCUCUGUCUGCUCCACAGAAUAGCUGGUGAUGAUGAUGAUGAUGAUUUUUAAAAAAACAAAUGUGCUUUUAUUUCACAGUUUAAAAAACCAACAGGGGACAUGUUUCCACUCUCUCGCACUUUGUUAAUUUCUUGCUUUCUGGUCGACAGCCCAAGGCGAGCCUUCCUCUCAGACUCUGUCCUUCUGCGUUAGCCAAUUCUUACUGUUCCUUUCUGUUCCAGCGAUAAGAUGGAGUCCACAGGCUUCCUGGCCCAAGGCCUGACAAGCUCUCUCUCUCUCUCUCUCUCUCUCUCUCUCUCUCUCUCUCUCUCUCUCUCUCUCUCUCUCUCUCUCUCUCUCUUGGCCGUGGAAGAUAACUGGGUGCUCCUUUGUACCUUCGCCUCGCGUGCCGCACGAUUCCUCUAGUGCAGCUUUGCUCACUGCGCUGGCUUUUCGGCCCGGGAGCCUUGGCGUCUCCUGCCCAAAAGGACUUGGGGGUACCUGGAAGACACCUUGGGAGGAACAGAGGCUUCUGUCUCUUUUAACAGUAGUGCAAAAAAAAAAAAGCUAUCUCUUUUCCUUCCUCGUUUUUUUUUGUACCACCUUAGUAUAGAUUCUCUUCCCUUCCUUAUCAAUUAUGAAAUUUAUAUUGAGACUGUGAUUUUUUUUAAAUUAUUGUACUAUAUAUAGUUUGCUACAUCAUACGCUGUACUUCUGUUGUUCAUAGACUUACAAACCAAGCAAUAGCUAACGAGCCUGGAGGGGGGGGGGGCGGGGAAGUGCCUGAACGUUGUUGUUGCUGUAUUAUCUUUUUUUAAGAGAAAGGAAGCUCACUGUAGGGAGUCUUCUCGCCCGGCAUGAGGACUCGGCGUGUUUCGCAUGGCGGGGAGCGGAGCCUGAAUUGGGCUGGAAGAGAGAUCUGAGGUUCUGAUUCAUUUUCCUAGAUCCUCUCUCCCCCCCCCUCGCCCAUAUGCAUGUGUGCAUCAUGCCAACAACCGCUUGGGUUUGUAAGGACCCCCCCCCCCAAAAAAAAUGUGUCGAUCCUUCAGGGUUAAUCCGAGCAAGGAAGGAUCCACCGAUUUUUGUGGCCUGCAGAGGAUGCUUCUUUUAUCUUGUUAAGUUCCAAGAAAUGAGUCGGAAGCUCUCUGCAACCCAUUGCCUCCUCAAACUACAUUUGCCGGGGUUAGUGUGAGUGCUAGCUACUACUUAACCUCCCGUGCCCCUUAAACUUCCAAAGGCUUUGUUCUACCAGAAGCAGUUGCACAGGUAUUUAUUCUGGGGGUGGGGAGCCCACCGUCUUGGGGCAGGGGGAAGAAGAAAGGGCUUGCAGCAGCAGCAGCAGCAGCAGCAGGCCAGCAUCGGAACUGGUGGAUCUGCUUUGGCCGAGACAGCGGUUUUAGCUUUUCAAAGCGGGCAAGAGGAAAAGGUUCCGCUUCUGGACUCUCUGUGCCAAAACGUGUUCAGAAAAGCCUGCUUUUGAAGCCAGCAGGAGACGGUGCCAAAAAAAAAAAACACCCCACCCAACCCCGAUGAGAAACUCUUUGCUGGUUCGCCAGGAAGGAGAAUCGCCACGGGGCUGGAGCAAGGGACGUUUUCGGGAGGGCAGGUGAGCUUUUUAAGUUGCGCCCUCUGGAUGCAAGGAAGUACAGACAAACACUAAUGUGGCUUCAGGAGUGCUCACAGCCAAUUUCUCAGACGCUACAGAGGACAGCCUGAGACUUCUACGUAUUUUCGAACGGCCAGGUUAGGCCAGCAAAGAGAGUGUCAAAUGUGCUUUUAAACGUCGCUUAGGGCAACACUAGGUAAACUUCUUUUCGCGUUUUUCUCUUGACACUACUAAAAACCCUAAUUGCACGUGGAUACCUGCAGCAUUCCAGGUUUUUUUGGGGGGGGGUAAGGCGCAGAGUGCUGCCUCCAGGUUUUUCUGGGUCUGCUCCACGUCACCAAACACUACAGAAGAAAGCAGAAGUGAGCCGUAUUUCUUGUUUUGUUGCUUUUGAUUUUUGGAAGGGGAUUCCUGGCUUCUCCUGCACACCCAGCACCAUGAACCCGAUAAGUUCUUCACUUGGGAGACGAAGUAGGAGGCGGAAUCCCACGCACGCUGAGAGGUCCUGUUGAGUCAAUGAAGAGCACGGCAGCCUCUGCUUUCUAGAAUAACCAACAUUCCUGAUUUUGUCUAAAUGUGUUUUUUUGGGGGGGGGAGUGACAAUGGUGAGGGAGGGGAGGGGCUUCCUGCUUAGGCCAGGACGACCGUGUCAGUUUCUGUCAUCUUGCCAAAAGACAACUCUUCUGCAAGGGAAGUUCUGCAUUUGCAAACGUGCCAUGGGUUUCCUCCUCUCGCCGUCGCUCACCUGGAGUCUCUUUCUUUUGCACACCUCGAUCUGCAACGUCCACUGCAGGCAUUGGAUGUGUGUACCUGAGAAAUCUAGGAGCCAGGAAGCCAGUUUCUUGAGCUUAACAUCUCUUGUAUUGACUCUUUGGGGGGGGGGCGCUCCAUGCCUGAAUCUGGCUUGGUUUGUCGAACGGUGGUGGCCCCCUGCAGAGAAAUGUCCAUUGUGCGCCUACGUUGAUGGCGCAGAUUCGAGGAUGGAGUGGGAGGCGCUCGUUGUGAAGGUGAUAUUCUUGCAAGCGACACCCGCCCACCCCCACUCGGGUGCCGUUGCGAAGCCUCCUUCUACGGACCAGCUUUUGCGAUGGGCGACCCGUCCCUCGAUCCCGGUCCUCGCUUGCUCUCGAUGUGCCAAAGCCAUCCCACAGCAUCCUCCCUCUUUCCCCGGCCUACCCGAUGGGAGUUGGUUUGAGGUUUCAGGUGUGCCAGAAGCCAAGGACCUGGGGAUUCUCGCAUGUGGUGGUGGAGAAACUCGAAAAAGAAAAAGGAAAAAAAAAACAGCCGAGAUGAAGGAGCAACCUGUUGACCAAGUUCUGAUCACAGUGCACUUUAAACGAAAAAAAAAACCCCAAGCCCUACUGAAGAGGCGCCUGCUAUCAAACCCCUUCACC